Molecule: messenger RNA, 2881 nt
Organism: Anarrhichthys ocellatus (wolf-eel)
Lineage: Eukaryota; Metazoa; Chordata; Actinopteri; Perciformes; Anarhichadidae
Product: latent-transforming growth factor beta-binding protein 1-like
Exons: 10
Molecular function (GO): calcium ion binding
Source: RefSeq, a predicted model, not a curated record
UCAAGUCACUGUCAUCACUCAUGUUCAUUCUCCAUCUGUUUCUCCUUCCUCUCUUUCUCUUCUUCCUCUGUCUCUGCUCUGUGUGGGUUUUGUGUUAUAGCCAAUUGCAUCCCUCAAUGCCAGAAUGGAGGAAUGUGCCUUAGGCCUCAGCUCUGUGUCUGCAAUCCUGGCUCAAAGGGGACGACAUGCGAACAGAAGACGGUGGCCACACACCCCUUUCCAGCCCUGCCCGGGAAUGGUCCCACCAACGGGCACACCUCUGGUAACUCAAAUGGACACACCAACGGACACAAUAUGGUACCUCAGCGGCCCAUACCUCAGCAAGUUCUUCCCAAUGGUUAUAACUCCGCCCCCCCUCCAUCCAACAUGGCCCAGAUGAAACUAAGUGUCAAGUCGGCCCCCCAGCUUGUAAGACCACAUUACAUCCAACAGCACAUCCAACAACAGAUCCGGCCGAUGCACCCAGGUCAGAGCCAUCAGUAUGUUAUAAAGCCCAAAUACUACCACACACACACCACACACACACAGGCGCACGUCCAAUCCCAACCCGAGAGGCCGAUCCCCCUGACAGUGGCACACAACCCCAUCCAUGUGGGCAACCAUACAGGAAGGAUCAAGGUGGUCUUCACACCAACCAUCUGCAAAUUAACCUGCAUAGGAGGCAGAUGUCAUAACAACUGCGAGCUGGGAAACACCACCACCAUCAUCAGUGAGAACGGCCACGCUACAGACACACUGACAGCACCCAACUUCAGAGUAGUGGUGUGUCACCUGCCGUGUAUAAAUGGUGGGAAGUGCAGCACCAGGGACAAGUGUCAGUGCCCUCCCAACUUCACUGGAAAGUUCUGUCAGAUGCCUGUUCAGAACGGACACCAGCAGCACCAGCAGACGUCAGGCGGCUACAGACAAACUCAGGUCCACUCCACACAUACACUGCCUCUGACCUACAGCAACGGCCAGAAUCCCGUGUUCAACCCCAGCAUCGUCAACAUCCACAUCAAACAUCCUCCAGAGGCCUCUGUCCAGGUCCACCAGGUGUCCCAGCUGGAUAACUACCACAACAACGGGCAACAGCUGAAAGGUUCCCAGUCAGGCUCCUCUUCAUCCACCAGUUACACCUAUCACCACACAGAGAGCAGCCAGAAGAUCCAGCACCACGGCUACAACAUAGUUUAUCCCAGCCAGCAUGGCUACCAGCUCCCCCAGUACCAGCCUGUCACCUCCAAGAACACUCUGGGUCGCUGCUUCCAGGAGACAGCAGGGAGUCAGUGUGGGAAGGCUCUGCCAGGUCUCACUAAGCAGGAACAGUGCUGUGGGACCAUUGGGACGUCCUGGGGUUUCCACAAAUGCCAGAAUUGUCCAAAGAAACCAUCUAUUCCUCUGAUAGAUUGUCCUCAGGGUUACAAGCGAAUCAACAGCACUCAUUGCCAAGGUAAGAGCUCUAUCUCUUCUUUUAUGAAACUAGUGAAGUUUACCAAUGUGUUCUUAUGUUCCUUCUCCACAGAUGUGAAUGAGUGUGAAUUGCUGAGCAGUGUGUGUGGAGAGGCCCAGUGUGUCAACGUUGAUGGUUCCUUCCUCUGCAUGUGUCCCAGCGGCCAGGACUAUAACGUCAUGAUCGCCAAGUGUGAGCCAGUUCCCACAGUGUCAUCAGUGGAGCGUAAAGAGUGCUAUUAUCGUCUCAACGAUGAGAACCUGUGUGAGAGUGUGCUGAUCAGCCAUGUCACCCUGCAGGAGUGCUGCUGCACACUGGGAGCCGGAUGGGGUGACAACUGUGAGGUGCAUCCCUGUCCUGUCAAUGGCACAGACCACUUCAAUGAGAUGUGUCCAUCUGGAAGAGGUUUUCUUCCCAAUGGAGACUUACUGUAUGGAGUACCCACAUCUGACAGCUACAAAGGUAAGACUAAGCUACUUCUACACAACUUAAUAUCAAACAUAAAUCACACAACUGAAUCGUUUGUGUUUUAUAGAACACUGUUGGUGAAGACAAAAGAAGUUAAUUUUUUCUUUAACAUGUUGCUGUACUUAAUGCUUCUAGGUCUCACUUACAUAGAUGUUAGACAGUGAUGUUAUAAUGCCAAAGUUCCAAAGUGCUGUUGGUAAAGUGCAGUUCCUUUGAGUUAGAGUAUUACACCUAUUUUGCAUCACAUCUGUUCUCCCGUACCUUUUUUGUAGACACUUUUGAUUCAGUUGUCUUCUGCAUUAUAGGAUUUAUAAAAAUAUGUAAAACUGUUUUAUGACAGCUUUUGUUGGUAGCUUUUAUCCAGAGUAUAAGCACAAAAAAUAAUUCUGGACUGUAUUAGAGCCAGUUGAUCAUGCAGUUCAAUAUAUUGCAGAUAUAGUAUCUGUAUCAGUGUAUGUUGGCCAAUAAGUAGGUUUGAGCUUAUUUACAACAGUGUCACCAGUUUGUCCACCAGAGACCACUGACAAGCUGAUUUUCACACAACAAAAUGUGCUGCUCAGUACACAGAAAUAUAAAUCUAAGGGAUGUGAAUCAAGAUUGUAGUUUUUACCUUACUAAAGAUAGUAAUUACUAUCUGUUGAUAUACUACUGUUAGGUUCUUUGAACUCACAUAUAUUGAUGUCAGUAUUAGUCCCAAACGUCCAGUAUCCAUUGGGCUAUCGUCGAAACUCAACUGAAAUGUGUACUAAACAUUUUCACAGUGGAAAAAAAAAAUGGUAUCCAUGGCAUGCACUACUUUCUGCUAACCGUCCCAUAAUGCAAUUAUCACAUUUUAUAGAUGCAAAAAUCACGAUAAGGGUCCAGCUUAUGGGUCCAUGGAUGAUGCCAUCAUUUGAAUAUUCAAUCCCGAUUGCACAGUCCCGGUGGCGACUGUGGCUAAGGGGAUAGCAGGGUCGCCUUUCAAUCCCCGGCUCCGGCUCU